AUGGUGCUGCUGUCGGGGGCCGGGGGGCAGCUGGCCGGGGAGCGGGUCUGCCCCGCUCCGGGCUCCGGCAAGGAGCUGCCCGAGGCGGAGAGCGGCCCCGAGCAGGGGGCGGAGGGGGCUGCCGGCCAGGGGCAGGGCGACGAGGAGGAGGAGGAGGAAGAAGAGGACUGCGAGGAGUACGAGGAUUUCUCCGAGCUGCCCGACACCUGCAGCAUCGCCUCGGACGACUCCUUCUACCCGCCGGGGGGGCUGGAGGACGGGGCGGAGGACGGCUGGUCCCUGGAGCAAGGGGACGGCGGCAGCCCCGAGGCGCUGAGCCUCUUCCGAGCCUGCUGCACCAACAACGCCGUGGUGCUCCGGGCGCUCAUCCGACAGGGCCCCGAGGAGGAGGAGGUGCGGGAGACCGACCGCAACCGCCGGAAUGGUCUGAUCGUUGCCUGUUACCAUGGGUAUGUGGAUAUUGUAAUCGCCUUAUCACAAUGCCCUCACCUUGAUGUGAACUGGCAGGACAACGAAGGGAACACGGCCCUCAUCACAGCUGCGCAGGCAGGGCACAUAACCAUUACAAACUACUUGUUGAACUAUUUUCCCGGGCUUGACAUUGAGAAGAGGAACGUGUUCGGAUUUACAGCACUGAUGAAAUCUGCAAUGCAGGGACGAACAGAAUGUGUGAAAGCCUUGAUGUUGGCAGGGGCCAAUGUUCACUCGACUGAUCCAAGCCGUGGACUGACUUCGUGGGAAUGGGCUUGUUACACAGGAAGAUCAGAAUCUGCCUUCAUCAUGCAAAAGCUGAUGGAUAGGCCAUGCCCAGAACAGUUAUGUGAUCAAUACAAACCAGAAUGGCCAAAGAUGAAGGAACUCCUUGCCAAGGCUGCAGAGCCAAAGACCUGUUUGCAGAGGAUUUCUGAGUGCAUGAGGUCAGCUGUCUCAUUCCAGGCUUUCCAUGGCCCAGAAGAAGGUGGGGUCCUUGAUCACAUGGUGAAGGUGACCACAAGCUUAGGCAGCCCUUUCAUUGCUCUGUCAUGCAGGACUGUGUGCCCAGGAAGCCCACCUUCUGUGGGAAAACGCAGACUGGCUGUGCAGGAAAUCCUUAGGAAGCAGAGAGCUGAGGAGAUCCGAUCCCUGGACAAAGACCAUGUUAGCAGCUAUGAGAAAUUAUUUCAGAACUCCAAAAUCACAUUGAUCCCCAAGAAGAAGGACCGGCGAGCCAGUCUGCAGCCCGUCAGCCUUGCAGUGUCUCAAGUGAACACUAUAGCCACCAGGAAAACAAGCCUCUUGCCGCUCCACCUGCUCAGACGGAGCAGUGUGAGACCAGGAUUUGUCAUCCCCAAAGUCCGUAUCAGCAAGGCUCCUCCUCCCACCUUCCAGCCAGAAAAGGCGAGAAGGAGGAGCAGUGCUAAAGAUGACCCCUAUUUGCAGAUUCCUAAAUGGAGGUACAAGGAGCUAAAAGAGGAGCGGAAGAAGGCAGAGGAACAGGAGAAGAAAAGAGCCGAAGAGGCUCAAAAACAGAGGCAGGUGUCUCCUGCCAGAUCCAGGACCUGAUUUAAUGGCAGUGAGGAAGGUUUGAGAGCCAUUAGUCUUGUUAUCUGAGCAAGAUAACAGACUGCAUGCCAUCAUGCAUGCCUGCUGUUGCUGGAGCUGGAAUACUGAGCAAUGGCCUUUACAGUGCAUAAACAGGGCAAGGGCUAUGCCUCGGUGUGUAUGAUCAUGGACGUGAAGGUACUUUGGGGUGGGAGACAGAAAAGUUUACCUGUCUGCUCUAUAGGAAAUUUAAGUGGUGCCAUCCUUUUAUGGUUUCCUUUUUUUCCAGUUCCAGGUGAAUGACAGAGGAGCAGCUCGAAAAACAACAUGUGUGAAAGGAUCAUAUUUUGUGUUUGAUCAUUUUGUAAUGGACAAAAUUGAGGAGUUGUGCUUUUGACACUAGAUAUUUUUCCUCUCCUUGUAUAGGUAGACAUAUUUCAAAGUUUUAUAGUAAUAAGGAAAAGUUUAAAAUAUA
This is a messenger RNA of Cygnus atratus (black swan), 1996 nucleotides long. It is a transcript of the gene ANKRD33B, whose product is annotated as ankyrin repeat domain 33B. The record is from RefSeq and is a predicted model, not a curated record. Gene Ontology annotation, molecular function: protein binding. Lineage: Eukaryota; Metazoa; Chordata; Aves; Anseriformes; Anatidae. The coding region runs from base 1 to 1542 and encodes 513 amino acids. The transcript is spliced from 4 exons.